Molecule: messenger RNA, 1629 nt
Organism: Penicillium argentinense
Lineage: Eukaryota; Fungi; Ascomycota; Eurotiomycetes; Eurotiales; Aspergillaceae
Gene: gliA
Product: MFS-type gliotoxin efflux transporter gliA
Exons: 1
Coding region: 1-1629 (542 amino acids)
Biological process (GO): transmembrane transport
Molecular function (GO): transmembrane transporter activity
Source: RefSeq, a predicted model, not a curated record
AUGCUCAAACCUUCCAGCGAAGAGCCCAAGCCCGAGCUAGAUAGCUCUCCCAACGGGUCAAUCAUGGGCCAUGACCCGGCCCCAGCAGAGGAGAUGCACUAUCCGUCCGGAUUUGCUCUAACAGUCAUCAUGGGCGGCCUGCUGGCCGCCAUCUUUCUCAUCUCACUCGAUACCACCAUUGUCUCGACCGCGAUUCCCAGAAUUACCGACGAAUUCCACACAGUGGCGGAUAUCGGGUGGUAUGGAUCGGCCUUCUUUCUCACGCUCGCCUCCUUCCAAGGCACCUGGGGCAAGGUCUACCGCUAUUUCUCCCUGAAGCUAGGCUUUGUCGUUGCCGCCCUACUAUUUGAGGUCGGAUCGUUGAUUUGCGCUGUUGCCCGCAACUCCGUCACCCUGAUCGUCGGCCGAGCCAUUGCCGGCAUCGGCGCCGCCGGAAUCUCCUCAGGUGCCUACACCAUCCUCGCCUUUUCCGUCCGCCCAGAGCGCCGCGCAGCCAUGACAGGCGCUAUUGGGGCCAGCUUAGCUGCUGCCGCCGUGGCAGGACCCCUAAUCGGUGGUGCUUUUACGUCAAAAACCACCUGGAGAUGGUGUUUCUGGAUCAAUCUACCCAUUGGCGGGCUCGCUGUCGGGCUGAUUGUGCUCUUCUUCAAGGCACCACCGCAGGCCCGCGCGCAAAAUGUCCUACUCAAAGAGGUCCUGACGCAGAUGGACGCGUCUGGUAUUGUUCUGUUGCUCGGCGCCAUUCUCUGCUUCCUGCUGGCCCUGCAGUGGGGUGGAACGGCCAAAGCCUGGAAAAGUGCUGAUGUUGUGGGAACUCUGGUCGGGUUUGGCGUGCUGCUCAUCGCCUUCGUCAUUAACGAAUUCUGGCUACAAGACAAGGCCAUGAUCCCACCGCGCUUGCUCAAAAGCCAGACGAUUCUCUUUUCCUGUCUCUUCACGUUUUUCUUCUCGGGAUCGUUUUACUUGUUGUUGUACUACCUGCCGACCUACUUCCAGGCCGUCAAGCAUGUGUCCGCCUCAGAUUCGGGCGUGCGCACUCUGCCACUGGUCCUGGGAGACGGUCUCUUCGCCACGCUCUCAGGUGCCGUGCUUGGCCUCAUUGGCUAUUACAUGCCUCUGUUGACUUUCGGCGGUGUCCUCACCACCGUCGCUAGUGGCUUGCUCUACACCCUGGAUCUCAACUCCGGCCCCGGCGCAUGGAUUGGAUACCAGGCUAUGGCGGGCAUUGGUAUCGGCUGCUCCAUCCAAGUACCCAUGAUGGCCAGUCAGGCGGUCGUCACCGUCCAGGAUAUCUCCACCAUCUCGGCCAUCAUCCUCUUCUUCCAGUGCAUGGGGGGUGCCAUCUUUGUUCAGGCCGGUCAGGCUGCCUUCGCCAACAAGCUGGUCCAAGAGGUGCAGCACAACCUAUCCAACAUCAGUGCCGCGUUCAUCACGUCGGUUGGUGCAACCGAGCUGCAAGCCACAUUCAGCGGCCAUGAGCUACAGGUAAUUCUCGAAGCGUAUGUGUCCGGUCUGCAGGACUGUUUUAUAGUCUCGAUCGUCUUGGCGGGCCUUGCCACCCUGCUGUCUUUUGGCACGGGUUGGAAGAGCGUGAAAAGCAAGGAAAAGUCGGCCAUGGCAGAGCCCUGA